GGCCUGAGGCAGCAGGAGUAGGACAGCCAUACAGACAGGCCGGACGGGGUACCAGCGCCUCGACUUCUCUCCCUGGGACACUAUCCAAACUCCGAGGGCCAUAGGCCAAGCUGAGCGAUGGGUGCUGAGGAGAAGGUGCUGGUCACAUUGUCAGGGGGAGCCCCCUGGGGUUUCCGACUUCAGGGGGGGGCCGAGCAGAGGAAACCUUUACAGGUGUCCAAGAUCCGAAGACGGAGCCAGGCUGGCAGAGCAGGACUCCGAGAGAGGGACCAGCUUUUAGCCAUCAAUGGGGUCUCCUGCACCAGCCUCUCUCAUGCCAGUGCCAUGAGCCUCAUUGAUGCCUCAGGGAGUCAACUGGUCCUCACGGUGCGGAGGGUAGAGGAUGAGGGGCCUGUGCGGUCUCCAUCCCCUGGUGAGCUUCAGGUGUUGUCACCCUUAUCUCCACUGAGUCCUGAGCCCCCUGGCGCUCCAGUCCCCCAGCCUCUUCAGCCUGGGAGCCUCCUCUCACCCCCUGACAGUGAAGCUUACUACGGAGAGACAGACAGUGAUGCCGAUGGCCCUGCCGCCCAGGAGAAGCCCCGCCGACCCCGCCGCAGAGGCCCCACGAGGCCCUCCCCUCCGGGAGCCCUACCUGAUGAGGUCUACCUAUCCGACAGCCCUGCAGAGCCAGCACCUGCAGCCGCUAGUCCUCCCAGUCAGGGUGACAGCCGCGUGAGCUCCCCAUCUUGGGAGGGUGGGACAGCCCUUCAGCUACCCCCAGCCGAGGCCCUGCUGUUGCCCCACGGCCCCCUCCGUCCUGGCCCUGAUCUCAUCCCUAUGGUGGGGCCUGUUCCCCAUCCGGUGGCAGAAGACCUCACUACUACCUACACCCAGAAGGCCAAGCAAGCCAAACUGCAACGGGCAGAGAGUCUCCAAGAGAAGAGUGUGAAGGAAGCCAAGACCAAAUGCCGGACGAUUGCAUCCCUACUAACUGCAGCCCCUAAUCCCCACUCCAAGGGGGUGCUUAUGUUUAAGAAACGACGGCAGAGAGCCAAGAAGUACACCCUAGUGAGCUUUGGGGCUGCGGCUGGGACAGGUGCUGAGGAAGAAGACGGGGUCCCUCCAACGAGCGAGUCGGAGCUGGACGAGGAGGCCUUCUCUGACGCCCGCAGCCUCACCAACCAGUGCGACUGGGACAGCCCCUAUCUGGAUAUGGAGCUGGCCAGGCCAGGCUCAGCUGCAGCAGAGGCCCAGGGCGGGCAGCUGAGUGAGGCCUCGGGCAGAGGGGCCCAGCUCUUUGAACAGCAGCGCCAGCGCACAGCCUCCAGCACCCAGGAGCUGGCCCAGGAUGGUCCAGCAGCCAUGCCCAACGGGCAGGGCCUGCAGUCACCACCUCGGGCCCAGAGUGCUCCUCCGGAGGCAGCUAUGCUCCCAUCCAGCUCUUCACCAGCCCCUGUAGCCAGCCCCAGACCCUUCUUCCCAGGCGGUGGAGCCCCAACCCCAGCUCCAAACAUCUUUAACCGAUCAGCCAAACCCUUUACCCCAGGCCUACAAGGGCAGCGGCCAGGUACCACUUCGGUUAUUUUCCGGCCCUUAGCUCCCAAGAGGGCGAGCGAAAGCCUGGGAGGCCUCAGCUCCGCCCCACCGCCCUUCCAGUCCCCUCCACAGGGACCCACCCCUCUGCCCAGCCACAUGCCAGCCUCCGGUUCCCCCUGCACUCCACGCUCCUCAGGCCCCGUGACAGCCACCAGUUCCCUGUACAUCCCAGCCCCCAAUCGUCCUGUAACGCCAGGAGGAACCCCAGAGCCUCCCGCUCCUCCUAGCGCCGCUGCCAUGACCUCCACCGCUUCUAUCUUCCUAUCGGCCCCUCUGCGACCCUCUGCGCGCCCAGAGGCUCCCGCCCCAGGCCCCGGGGCACCUGAGCCCCCCAGCGCUCGGGAGCAGCGCAUCUCCGUGCCAGCUGCCCGCACUGGCAUCCUCCAGGAGGCCCGGCGACGGGGAACCCGGAAGCAGAUGUUUCGUCCGGGAAAGGAGGAGACGAAGAACUCGCCCAACCCCGAGCUGCUAUCGUUGGUGCAGAACCUGGAUGAAAAACCCCGCGCGGGCGGAGCGGAAUCCGGUCCAGAGGAGGAUGCUCUGAGCCUCGGGGCUGAAGCCUGCAACUUCAUGCAGCCACCAGGGGGCAGGAGUUACAAGACUCCGUCUCACGUGACACCUAAAACCCCGCCUCCAAUGGCACCCAAGACUCCGCCCCCGAUGGCUCCCAAGACUCCACCUCCAGUGGCUCCUAAACCCUCGUCUCGAGGGUUCCUUGAUGGUCUAGUGAAUGGGGCAGCGCCUUUGGCUGCAAUCCCUGAGCCCACAAGGCUUCAGGGCAGGGGUGGGGAGCUGUUUGCCAAGCGGCAAAGCCGAGCAGACAGGUAUGUGGUGGAAGCUACACCUAGUCCUGGCCUUGGCCUUGGCCCUCGUCCCAGAAGCCCUUCCCCUACACCCUCAUUGCCCCCUUCCUGGAAAUAUUCACCUAACAUCCGUGCCCCACCUCCUAUUGCUUACAACCCACUGCUCUCACCCUUCUUCCCCCAGGCUGCCCGAACUCUCCCUAAUAAGGCCCAGUCCCAGGGUCCUCGGGCGACCCCCAAGCAGGGUAUCAAGGCUCUGGAUUUCAUGCGGCACCAGCCCUACCAACUUAAAACUGCCAUGUUCUGUUUCGAUGAGGUUCCCCAGACUCCUGGCCCCAGCUCCUUAGGGCCCCCCAAAACUGCCCGAGUGCAGGAGAUCCGCCGAUUUUCCACUCCAGCACCCCAGCCUACUGCAGAACCCCUGGCCCCCACUGUACUAGCCCCCCGAGCAGCCACUACAUUGGAUGAGCCCAUCUGGAGAGCAGAGCUGGCCUCAACCCCUGUCCUUAGCCCAGCCCCUCCUCCAGAGUCUCCCAGGGGUCUUGGGACUUCCCCCAGCUCCUGUGGCUUCCAGGUAGCCAGGCCCCGGUUCUCAGCCACCAGAACUGGAUUGCAGGCUCAUGUUUGGAGGCCAGGGGCAGGCCACCACUGA
Messenger RNA from Enhydra lutris kenyoni (northern sea otter), 3030 nucleotides. RefSeq names its product synaptopodin 2 like. Gene Ontology annotation, cellular component: Z disc; actin cytoskeleton; nucleus. The record is from RefSeq and is a predicted model, not a curated record. The transcript has 4 exons. NCBI's taxonomy places the organism in Eukaryota, Metazoa, Chordata, Mammalia, Carnivora, Mustelidae. Gene Ontology annotation, biological process: positive regulation of actin filament bundle assembly. The coding region runs from base 118 to 3030 and encodes 970 amino acids. Gene Ontology annotation, molecular function: actin binding.